AUGCCACGAGAGGUCAUCACCAUCCAGGUCGGUCAAUGCGGGAAUCAGAUCGGGUGCAGAUUUUGGGACCUUGUCUUGCGAGAGCAUGCCUUUGUCUCCAAGACUGCGAUAUAUGAUGCCGCCCUAUCAUCAUUCUUCCGAAAUGUGGAUACAAGACAUGCAAACUUGCCGGGCUUGCCAGUGGGUGACCAGAUCCGCACCCUCAAGGCUAGAUGCUUGCUGGUGGAUAUGGAAGAGGGUGUUGUGAAUUCUUUGCUCACAGGGCCAUUGGCCGAUUUAUUUGACGCCCGCCAGCGUAUUACUGAUGUCUCUGGAUCUGGGAACAACUGGGCACAUGGAUAUCAUGUGUACGGCCCUACUUAUCGAGAAAGUAUUCAGGAAAAAGUUCGGAAGUCUGCAGAGCAGUGCGACUCAUUGCAAUGCUUCUUCCUUCUGCACUCUUUGGGAGGUGGAACUGGUAGUGGCCUUGGAACUUACAUCCUGGAAAGCCUAGAGGACAUGCUGCCAGAAGUCUUCCGCUUUGUCUCCUGUGUUUGCCCUUCACGAGAAGAUGAUGUGGUGACAUCGCCUUACAACACCAUCCUUGCCAUGCGUCCUUUGAUUCAAUCUGCACACUGUGUCCUGCCAACCUCCAACGAUUCCUUGGCAAGCAUAUGCAACCAAAUCUCUACACGAGAUGCUGGGGAGCAAGCUCAGGCCACUCUCAUUGACCUUCCCCAAGAUGAACGCCAGCCACGACGUGCGCCCAGAGCCGCUCCAUCUGGACCAGCGCGAAGGACAGCACAUUCGGCACCGCCAAGGAAGAGGCAGGUGGUGGAGCCCGAGGUCCAGGCCCCACGUUCAGCAGGGACAGCGCGGCCACCUCCAUUGGGUCAAGAGCGACCUUUUGAUCGGAUGAAUUCUCUGGUGGCGCAUCUUCUGAACAACCUAACAAGUUCAAUGAGAUUUGAGGGUUCCCUGAAUUUGGACCUGAAUGAGAUCACCAUGAACCUGGUGCCAUUUCCACGUAUGCACUUCCUUCUGGCUUCAAUGAGCCCGUUAUACUUUGGCCGGGAUCCUCGACUCGUUUCCAGAGGCUUCCACCAAAUGUUCUCAGAAGUCAUCACUCAGAACCAUCAGCUGAUGAACGUUGAUCCCAGGGGGAGCACCUACAUGGCUCUGGCCUUUCUGGUUCGUGGUUCAGCUUCCAUUGGUGAUGUCAACCGCAAUAUCUCCCAGCUGCGCAAGAAACUGAAGCUUUUGCCCUUCAAUGAGGAUGCAUUUAAGAUUGGCCUUUGCAAAGUGCCACCACGUGGGCUCCCAUACUCAGUGUUGCAUUUGGGGAACACCUGUGCGGCGCACCAGAUGUUCAGCCAUACUGUCAAAGACUUCUCGCGGUUGUACUGCCGGAAAGCUCACGUGCAUCACUACACAGAGUACAUGGAAAAGGCCGAGUUUGAUGAAGCCUUUGAGACAGUUAACACCCUGAUCAAAGAGUACAUCCACUUGGACAUGUUGCAUGAGACGCCUGCCUCCUGCUGCCCAGAUUCUGGUUUGCAAAGUGUGCGCAGUGCUGCUUCGGUCCUUACACCAUCAUCUUGGGCAACAUCUCAAAGUACGCCUCUCAGCCCUAGGUCCAUUCCCUCAAUUCGGUUUGAGCUGGACACAGUCGAUGGAGGCACUUUCAACAUCAUUCUGGACCCCCAGGACUUUGCGGAGGUCAAAGGCUCAGAUUGUGCCUUUGCUUUUCAGCCUGUAGACCUGCCUCCAAACCUGGGCCCGAUGUGGGUUUUCGGACAAACAGCACUCAGGCGUGACACGGGCUGGUGGAUGGGGUAA
Molecule: messenger RNA, 1818 nt
Organism: Durusdinium trenchii
Lineage: Eukaryota; Dinophyceae; Suessiales; Symbiodiniaceae
Source: the annotation of a GenBank genome assembly